AUGUAUAGAUACAUAUAUACAUAUAUACUGAUAUGUAUGCAUAAUAUAACAUGCUGCAAAAUUCUCCCACUCAUAUCUACAUAUAUAUAUUGUAUAUUUAAAAGUUGUUUCUUAUUCUCGGCAAUUCUCUGUCUCAGUGUAUCCUUACCUUAUUACAAACGUGAAUAUAAAAUGAGUCACACGGGCGUUAUGUCGAAUCCAAACAAAAACAACAUACGUACAAGUACAUAUAUUACAAUGUGUCAAUCAUUGAGUACAUAAGUUUUCAAAUUCAAAAAUUUAAAAUGGCUCGAAAAAAAUUAUAAAAGUUAAACAAUACUCUGUAUAUUUAAAAACUAAAUAAUCAAAUCUACUAUAUAGAUUUAUUUAAAAACAUUAGUGUGUUAUUGUCACAAGUGUUUUAAAUAUUUAUUUACAUAUUAAUAUAUGUAUAUAUAUAUUAUAUACAUAUAUUAAAUAUUAACAAUUGUGAUGUUGUCAAGUACAACUUAAUAUUUAACGCGUAAAUAACCGGAGAUUAAUUAUAAUUUUAAAUAUCGUAAUUUAUGUAUGUAUAUGUAAUGUAUAUAUAUAUAUAUAUAUAUGAAGCAUAAAGUAACAAAAUAUCCGUAAUCCUUAAAGAAAAACCGUGACGACAGUAUACUUUAGUGCCUCUCUAGCUUGACAGUGAAAGUAGUAGUGAUUUUACCACAAUAUCAACAUUUAUAUACAUAUAUAUGUAUAUAUAUAUGCAGAUAUAUACAUAUGUAUAAGAUAUAACAGCACCGCUGCAGUUAUGAGUGCGCGGAGUCAACUAUGUCAAGCACUUGGUGUAAUGGAGAAAAAUAAAUUAACGUGUGUGUUAACAGUGCUACCAAAAUUAUUAAUAUUAAUAAUUAAAAUAAUUAAUUGUCAUUUAGUAACAAUAAUAACAGUAGUAACAUUUGUAAAAUGUAUUGUUACUAUCAAGAAUCAUCAGUUAGUUGUUUUAUCAACAACAAAUUUGACGUAAUUUUUUUAUAUAGUUUUUUUUUAUCCUCUGCUAUUUAUAUUUUGUAUACUAAAAAAAUUAAAAAACAAUUUUUAUCACAUUUACAACGAAUUUUGAAGUAAUAACAAUAAUAAUAAUAAUAAUAGACUAAGUAUAAGUGAUAGUGGAUUUUACAACUUUAUUAUUUAUUUAAAACAAUAGUGAUGGUGAUAGUGAUGAUGAUGAUGAUGAUGAUGAUUAUUAUUAUUGACAAAUGUUGAUCCAUCACGAGUGGAUGGAAAGAUCUGGGUGUUUUAAUCUCAACUUACAGCACCAGUAAUACUGUUAUCUCCAUAACGUGAAAUCGUGAGUGUAUUUUACUUGAAACAGUUGCAUAUAUACAUAUAUAUAUGUAUAUGUAUGUAUAUACAUAAAAAAUUUUUUUCUUUAUUUUAUCACUAAUACAUUUACUUGCUGGUAGUAUCGUUGAUGCAUCGAAUUUUAUUUUUGCAGUAGGAUCAGUGUCAUUGAAGAUUGUGAUAAUAAGUCCAGUAUGUUUAUCUUGUGGUUUUAGUACACAAAGAAGUGCAUAAUGACUGGUAAAUAAAGUCAGUGAUUUAAGUACAUAAUAAUAUGGAUAAAUAUUUAUUAUUAUUAUUAUUAAUAUUAUAGUAGUGAUAAUAAUGUAAAUAAUAGAGUGUAAGUUGUAAAGUUUCGAAACACAAAACUCUAAUCAGGGGAUGCCUAGCCUACAAUCGCUCGUCGUACGACGAGCUCCUCUCAUGGAUAUGGGUACUGCUACCAGUUCAGUAACUUCUGUUAACCCGCCGUCAUCAAAAAAUGGAACAAUACAUAAAAAAAUAGACAGUAGUAAUAAAGCGACAAAUAAACUGAGUAAUGUCGGACUUAAAUUACCGUUGGUUAAACAAGAGCACACCAGUGGUGGUAAUAAUUUUUUGUUAACUGAAAGAACAAUUGCAAAAGGUGGUCUGAGUGCUAUAGGUUUGAGUAACUCUGUAAUGGGAACUGGUACUGGUACUGGUACUGGUACUGGUGGUUGUGAUAAUGGCAAUGCUGUAAACAGCUCCAAUGGGGUUGAUGUACCACUUCUUGGCCGACAGGAGAGCAGUACCAGUCUUGAAACACGUGUGUCAAUAGGAACCGCUGAUGUUCCUGGAGCACGGGGUGGCAGCUGGGCGAACUUGUCACCAGGGAGUAAUUUACGUAAGUGCGAAACUGCUGUUGGUCUGAGCACACUGCAUCUGGAGAACAGACCCAUCAAUAAGAGCCGAGUAUGCUCCAGAUGCUCUAGUUUACUUUCCCUAGCGUCCAGUUCGAGAUACAGUUUGGCUGCUGGUAAUUUCGUACCGGCUACGACUAAUCAAAUAAAUUUACAACAACAACAGCAGCAAACAUCAAGUCAAUUUCUCUGCAAGCUUUGUCUUGUUGAUGUUACUGUGUCUAAAAUAUUCAGGAUUGAAGGCUGCGGAUGUUUUUAUUGUAGAGAUUGUAUGAAGGCCUAUGUUGAAUUUGAAAUAGAAGAAGGUGCAUAUGAAAUUAGCUGUCCGGAUUCGCAGUGCGAUUGGGCUUCGAUUCUUUCGUUAAAAGAAAUAUCGACGCUCGUUAGUCCAGAGUUAAUGGAAAAACAUAAUAAAUUUCGACUUAAUAGAGAUGUGUCGAUGGACAAAGACCGCGCGUGGUGUCCACGUGCUGGCUGUGAGACGAUUUGUUCCAUAAAUAGUCCAGGUAGUAAUGGUAUGUCUCCGGGACCUGUGCACUGUCCGAAUUGUUCUACGGACUUUUGUUCAGUAUGCCGUGAAUCCUGGCACAAUGGUCCGUGUCCAAAUCUUCCUCUGGGUAUACCAUUUGACAAUGAUCAUAUUAAAUGUUGUCCGAUGUGCUCAGUGCCUAUUGAAAAGGACGAAGGCUGUGCACAGAUGAUGUGCAAAAGAUGUAAACAUGUGUUCUGUUGGUAUUGCUUAGCAUCGCUAGACGAUGACUUUUUAUUGCGGCAUUACGACAAAGGACCAUGUAAAAAUAAAUUAGGACAUUCUCGAGCUUCUGUUAUUUGGCAUCGAACUCAAGUAAUCGGUAUAUUCGCGGGUUUUGGCCUUUUACUUCUCGUAGCCUCUCCACUAUUGUUAUUAGCGGCGCCGUGUAUUGUUUGUUGUAAAUGUCGUGUAUGCGGAUCAUCACGACUCGAUCAUGAUAAUAACAAUGGAAAUGGUAGUAGUAAUGGUGGUGGUACUAACGCUGGUAGUAAUGACGAUGCCUCGACGUAAGUUUUACGAUUUAUUAUUUUUAAAAAAUAAAUAUAUAAACUAUAAUAAUAAAAUCCAACGGUAAUAAAAUAUACAUUAAUUAGAUAUUUAAAUUAAUAAUAUAUACUAAGUCGCGAUGUGUCGUUGUAUUUGAUACAUGGCUUUAUAUCAAUGCAGUCAAAAAAAAAAAAUUAAAUAUCUUUGUUGAUUUGAAAAUAUUAUUAACAUUACGAUUAUAAAUAUCAAUUAUUAAAAAAUUAAAGCAUAAGUGUAUAUAUAUAUUUAUGACUAUAUACAUAUACGUAUUAAAUAUGUGUAUAUAUAUGAAUAGAUUUUUGUUUUUUCAUAUUUAUCGAGGUGAAGUACAACUUGCCAUAUGUUUAUAUUUUAUUUAAUGUUUCGAGUGUAAUUAUUUCCAAUGAUCAAUUUUUUUUUUUU
Molecule: messenger RNA, 3648 nt
Organism: Microplitis mediator
Lineage: Eukaryota; Metazoa; Arthropoda; Insecta; Hymenoptera; Braconidae
Exons: 4
Coding region: 1690-3231 (513 amino acids)
Biological process (GO): positive regulation of proteasomal ubiquitin-dependent protein catabolic process; ubiquitin-dependent protein catabolic process; protein polyubiquitination
Cellular component (GO): ubiquitin ligase complex; cytoplasm
Molecular function (GO): zinc ion binding; ubiquitin protein ligase activity; ubiquitin conjugating enzyme binding
Source: RefSeq, a predicted model, not a curated record